UCUCACGGCCGCUCUUGACGGUAAUCCUGUUCGAGAAAGCGUUUUACAUGAACUACAAGUACCUGCUUCCCCUGAGCACAGUUGCGCAUGCGCAGAGAAGCAGCUUCGUCAAAUGUUUUGUUUGUACUCCAUAGAUUUGUUAGCCGGCUAGCGCUCACUGGCGGAAAUCAAGCGGAGUAGGAUGCGAUUUUAGCACAAUCCGAAAUCAUCGGUGCUUUUAUAAAGAUUAUCGGCUCAACCACUGCGUUCCUCACUUCUUUUAAGUGUUCAUUUCUUCUUAGCCAAGGUUUUGGGUGGAAAUCGACGCAGGAUUUAAAUAAUAACGAAGCGAUUAAGUCGUGUUCCCUUGAGAUCCGGGCAGGACAGUCGCUAUCUUUCUCUCUCUCUCUCUCUGUGUGUGUGCGUGCGCGCGGAUCAUUUCUCUUUAUCUCAUUUACAGACGUACUCUGUAGUUGAAAUGGCUUGUGGGGCCACGCUGAAAAGGACUAUGGAUUUUGAUCCUUUGAUGAACCAAGCGUCUCCAAAGAGGAGGAGAUGUGCGCCCAUGUCCCCGUCCUCCUCCAGCGCCUCCCCGCAGAAGUACCUGCGCAUGGAGCCCUCGCCCUUCGGCAGAGUGUCUUCAGCCCUCACCACAGAGCAAAUUUUGUGCAACAUAAAGCAGGAGUACAAGCGCAUGCAGAAGAGAAGACAUCUGGAGAACAGCUUCCAGCAGACAGACGCUUGUUGCCCCAUCGACUCGCAGCCACACACCUCCAUCAGCAGCACAGCCACACUGCCAGGAGCCUCUGGAUCGGUGUCGCCCUCCAGACGGGAGCAACCGUUAUUCACGCUGAAGCAAGUGGGCAUGAUCUGUGAGCGUCUGCUGAAGGAGCGUGAGGAGAAGGUUCGGGAAGAGUAUGACGAGAUCUUGACAACCAAACUUGCAGGCUUGCUUGGCCGCAGUUCUCUGAUUGGUGGAUCUUUCUCUGCUGUACCAUGGGUAAUGUAGUUGUUCACCAUGUAUUCCACUAUCAAACACGAUUUUUAAACAAUGCCUUUAAAGAGGCCUGUCUUUAAAGUUUAUAUGUUAUCGUUAAAAUAAUUUCAUCCAUGGAAAGAAUGAACCGGAUUUCUUCUUCCGGAACCAGACUGUUGCACUCUAUUAUGGCACUUUAUCUCUAUUUUAUGUUCUAACAGACUGUCUUAUUAAUACUUCAUAUCUUUAAAAGCAUGCACUUAAAGGCCCUAAAGUGCUUGACCCUGUUCAUUAAUUGCUGCUUGCAGUUUUGUCCUGAAACACAGCUGUCAUCACAACAUGUUAUUUAAUAAAAUGAACAAAAUAUGAUCUCCAGUGGAGCUCAAAAUUAAAAUAAGGGUCUAUUUUUUUGUCUCCUAACAUUAUAAGUGCUUAAUAAGGUGAAUAUUUUU
This is a messenger RNA of Myxocyprinus asiaticus (Chinese sucker), 1407 nucleotides long. RefSeq names its product akirin-2-like. Lineage: Eukaryota; Metazoa; Chordata; Actinopteri; Cypriniformes; Catostomidae. Gene Ontology annotation, biological process: positive regulation of transcription by RNA polymerase II; positive regulation of innate immune response. Gene Ontology annotation, molecular function: transcription coregulator activity. Gene Ontology annotation, cellular component: nucleus; chromatin. The transcript is spliced from 4 exons. The record is from RefSeq and is a predicted model, not a curated record. Bases 458 to 988 code for a protein of 176 amino acids.